Messenger RNA from Somion occarium, 2697 nucleotides. The record is from the annotation of a GenBank genome assembly. Lineage: Eukaryota; Fungi; Basidiomycota; Agaricomycetes; Polyporales; Cerrenaceae.
AAAACGCACCUUUUGUAUGACCUCGAGAUCAUCCUUGAACGCAUCGGCGAUACUCGACAUCCAAAGUUUCCUAAACCUCUCCUUCAGCUCCUGUUCUUUCCGCGCAUCUUCCCCUGCAUCGCCAGUUUCUGGCAGAAAAGAGGGUAAAGGAACGGGAUGUGGUGGGACGUCCGGCGAGGGCGAACGUCGAGGUCGUUGAGCAUGUCCAAUAAUCGGUUGUGCUUGGAGUUCUUCUUCUACUUCGGGUUCCACAUUUUUGGGCGUAAAUAAAGCCUUCCGAGCCUCUCUACGACGUGCAGAUUCCGAGUCUUCAGACUCUUCUGAAGACGAUGAAGAUGAGGAGGAUUCAUCUUCGUGCUCCUGAGGUUUCUUCGCUUGAACUGGUACUUUGCGUACAACGGGUCGAUCAGACCCACUCGAAGAGUCAGAAUCCGAGUCUGAAGAAGACGAAGACGAAGCAACAGCUCGUCGUUUGCGUUUUCGUUGUCUUUUUCUCGGCGCAGGAGGUUUCGCUGCAGGCAUGGCUGAAACGGAAAGGAAUUAUGAUUUAUGGGCGCUUAUGCGUUUAGAUCAAGCUGUCCGAAUUUGGAGGGGUGUUUUCUUUCUGCUUUUCGACUUUCACCAUCCAGGUUGGAAGGAUGGAUAAGACAGUUGGAAUUCUAGGUGCGGGUUUCGCGAAUUUGUUAUCUUCAGAAUGCGUUUCUCUAACCAAGUGAUCUACGCCUGUUUUUAUCCGCAGGUGGAGGCCAGCUAGGCCGUAUGCUUGCAGAGUCUGCAUCAUUGCUUAAUAUCGACGUCGUGAUCCUUGACUCUGGAGACUAUACUCCGGCAAAGCAAAUUGUUGUCCCUCGCACCGCUGAGAAAGCCCACAUCGAUGGAUCGUUUACUGACCCUGCUAAAAUCCGUGAACUGGCGAAGAAAGUCGAUGUGUUGACAGUGGAGAUUGAACAUGUCGAUGUUGGCGUACUUGAGGAGAUCGAGUCCAGUGUUCCUCUUGGGAUCCAUCCCAGCCCGUCCACGAUCCGGAUUGUCCAGGACAAGUUCUUGCAAAAACAGCACUUGAAAGCCAGUGGAGUGCCUGUAUCCGAGUUUCUUCCAGUUGAAAGAACUGUAGAGUCCAUUCAAAGCGCCAUUGACAAGCUCGGCCUUCCGCUUAUGCUGAAGAGUCGCACUCUUGCUUACGACGGACGAGGCAAUUUUGUCAUCCAUGACCCUUCUCAAAUCGACCAAGCCCUCAUUGCUCUCAAAGACCGUCCCCUUUAUGCAGAAAAGUGGGUUCCUUUCAUCAAUGAGAUUGCCGUCAUGGUCGUUCGCGAUACCAAAGGUGAAACUACGUCAUACCCUGCCGUAGAAACUGUUCACAAGGAGAACGUUUGUCAUUUGGUAUUUGCUCCCCUAAGGAGUCGCGAUCCUGCGGUACCUCACCGUGCCAAACAAGUUGCGGAGGCCGCCGUGAAGACUUUCCAAGGAGCGGGCAUUUUCGGUGUCGAGAUGUUCCUAAUGCAAGACGGUUCAAUAUAUGUUAACGAAAUUGCCCCAAGGCCACACAACUCCGGUCACUAUACGAUCGAAGGAUGCGAAACAUCUCAAUACGAGAACCACCUCCGCGCCAUCCUUUCUCUCCCUCUCGGCUCCACCGCACUUAAAGUGCCCUCCACUGCGAUGCUUAACGUCCUCGGCGCCUCUUCUAAUCACCAGGAGAUAUUCGACUUUACCAACUUUGCAGUCACGGUCCCUGGCACCACGAUACACUUGUACGGAAAGGCGGAAUGUCGAAAGGGUCGUAAGAUGGGCCAUGUCACCGUCGUUGCACAGAAUGAUGCGGAACUCCGGUCGAGACUUCGUCCUUUACUUGAGCGCAUCCCAGGCGGAAGUUCGAUAGCCGAACUUGACCGCUAUGCUCCCCUCCCUCCCUCCAAAGGGCAUUCACAUCACCAUCCCCUCGUUGGAAUCAUCAUGGGUUCGGACUCCGACCUCCCCAUCAUGCUGCCAGCGGCUCACAUUCUCGACUCUUUCAAUAUUCCUUAUGAACUCACCAUCGUUUCAGCGCACAGAACCCCAGAUCGUCUAGUAGAAUAUUCAAAAAGUGCUGCUAGCCGAGGCUUGAGAGUAGUUAUCGCUGGUGCAGGUGGCGCAGCUCAUCUACCGGGUAUGGUGGCUGCUAUGACUGCUCUGCCAGUGGUGGGUGUCCCGGUAAAAGGAAGUUCAUUGGAUGGAGUUGAUUCGUUGCAUAGUAUUGUGCAAAUGCCACGAGGCAUCCCUGUGGCUACUGUGGCUAUUAACAACGGUACCAAUGCAGGUCUGUUGGCGGUGCGGAUUCUCAGCGCUGGCAUUCCAGACCUGAUUAAUGAUAUGGAGAAAUAUUUGAAGAACCUGGAGACUGAGGUCAUGACGAAGGUUGACCGACUCGAAGAAAUUGGCUGGGAAGCUUACGAAGUCAAAAAAUGAACGGUGAACGUUGUCGCAUGAGGGCGAUCAUUGUACAGAUUGCUAGAGCAGGAUAGUUAGAAUUGGAAAUAUUGUCGAGAUAUUCUGAAGGUAGAUUAGUAAAGCUAUAUUUGAAGAAUUAGAAACUAAGUCUCGUGUUCUUCAUUCUCGGUGCAACUGCUUCCCAUACUUCGAAUCUUGUGACAUACAGUCUCCUAUUUAGUGACACUCAAAAACCUAUUCUAACAUGUCUAGUCCAUCCUAAACUCG